AUGGCAGCCAGCGGCGGCAGCGAGCGGCGGUCGCGCCGGGGUCCUGCACCUAUAGCUUCGUUCGACCACGACGUUUCUGACGAGUCAAGUCCGGAGACAAAGCAGGCAUUCCGAUUGCCUGAAAUUCGCGAGGACCCUUCGGGCACUAGUAGUGCUACGGCCGAAUCUCUCGCACCACCUGAACUACGAGCUCGCUCCCACUCAUCGCCCGCUGUACAUGCUGCCUUGCAGGCACCCACUGCACCACGUAUUGACAUUUCACGGGCCUCAAGCUCCAGCCAUCAUGAUUCUCGCGACAGCUCUCCUGAGCUAGCACUGUUCGCAGGCACAGGUUCAGGUGAAGAAGCUAGAGCUAAAUUAGACAUCGGAUUUAGAGAAGACGGUGCUUUAGACUUGCGUUCGUCGACAGAAGAACUCGCUUUUUUGGAAAAUCCUCCUGGCAGUACUGAAACUAAGGCACCUACAACAGCGCCACCUUCUCGGAGACAUUCACGUAAAGACAGCCAAGGUUCUGAAACUGCGUUACUGGGGGUGUCAGGUCGCACUAGUAGACUUUCCAGUGUAGGAUCACAAUGCUCGGCUCAUUCGGCUUUGUCAGGCUUCAGCCACGUAAGUCACGUCUCAAGACUCUCAGUAGUCUCUGGGAUGUCUCGGUCUCCUUCACCCCACAAAAUGUUGUUAGAAACCUCAUUUUGUGGUCCGAAACCAAUAGAAAACGACCCUGAAAUUUGUGCUGCUGCAGUAGAAGAGCGACUAUUAGAAAUCGCAAAAAUGUCUACUGAAACUGUAACACCUACACCGCCAGUAGAUGCACGAGACCGCCGGGAAAUUCAAACGGAAGUUACAGUAGAAAGUUCCAGUGUACGGUCGAGCAGUUCAGCUCGGGUUAUUUCUCCAAUUACUCCAGCUACCACACCAUCUCCUUUACAAAAGCCUGCAGCAGUGGCGGUCCCAACCAUAGCAUUGACAACAGUGUCUCCUGUCGAGUCAGUCACAACACUAAAACUUGCAGCACAACCCACGACGGUCCCAGCAGAUGAAGAAAAGAGAUUAAAAGAAACAAGAAAUCGUGCCCGUGUUGAAGAACGGCGAGCGAGGUCGAAGGACCGUCGGGAUCAUUCCGAACCGGAAGUUUAUAAAACCUCAAAUAGAUCAAAAGACAUCAUUCGCAUCAAACUUAAGUCCGAUGAUGCAUAUGAUGAUGACGAUGAUGAUGAAAGCGAUAGAACUCUGGUAGGGGGAGAACCACUUCGAAAGCCUGUUAGUUUGGAAUUGAAUGAUAAUUGCGUGCGAACAACCCAACCAAAGGAUCCAGUUACACUUAGUCCACAAACCACGCGACGCCCGAGAGAUAGUAGAACGCCUUCACCAAGUGGUGCCCCUGUAUCACGAAAAUCAUCGUUUUGCUCUUUAUUUAAAUCAAAAGAAACUAUAGCUUCUCCGGACUCACCGUCGGACGUUUUAAAACGUAAAAAAAGUUUAAAUGAAGGGCGGUCUCGGAGUAAAAGCAGAGAUAGGUCAGUAACACCAACUUCGGCUGGAAAAAUAAAAGGAUCAGUUUUAUCGUUAUUUAAAACACCACGAAAAAGUGCGACAUCACCAUCACCGAGCUCGAGAGAUGGUUCGCCAGUUGUACAAUCACAGCGUCAAUUUCCCCAAAUGCCUGUUGACCGUCCAAAGGGGGAAAAACUAAAAUAUUACGAAGAUCCAAAAGAAGGCAUUAUUCAUAUCCCUUUGCGCACACCCCCUGAUGAAUUAGAUACUACUAGUGACAAGGUGGAGUCGGUAGCUCGUGAAGUUCCUCGUCCGUCUUCUGCGCCACAAGUAAGGUCCAUGCCAGAGAGACCGGUGUCAGUGGCUUCGGCGCCUCUAGCUAAGCCUACCCAGAGAACUGUUCUGCCUGACGGCAGCAUUAUCAUCCCACUUCAUUCGCCUACAGAAAAAACUUCAGUUAAAUCGAUAAAACCAGAUGUAGAACCAACGCCAAAAACUUCAACACCUACAGAAGUAAUAAAAGCGGACCAAUUCUUACGCGAAACAAAAAUAAUAAACGAUAAUUCUAAAUCGAUAGAAAUAGAGAAACAUACUAGCAACGACUUAUGCGCAAGUACAAAAUCGUCAACUCCGAUUGAUCCAGUAAAAACAAAACGCAAAGAGCGCUUGAUAUUUACGACACAUGUAGGGAGCAGAGAUGAGCAAGUCUUUAGCACUCAAUUUAGUAUAACAAAGACUCCGAGCGUCACCAGUGAGAUUUCGGGGUCAAUACCAAGUUUUCCAGAAUGUGAGGAAGUCCGAGUAAAUCCAGUUGAGCCAGAACCUGUACCUACCCGUGCAAGCAGCGUCAACGGCGGUAGUGGUGUUAUAGGACGUAUAGAUGAGAACAGAGUAGACACAGUGGAUAGCAUUGAAAGCGCUAUUUUAGACGGUUCCCAACCGGGCACACCGCAAGACACAGGAAGAGACUCGUCAGAAUCGGAAGGCGGUUCCGACGUGCUAACACGCGGUGGAAGCGAUGUCGAGCGGCGCGGACUCGUGAUACAAGAGUCGUUUGAAGAGCUUCCUUAUGUACCAACUACACUGCCGCAAGAACGAUCAUUGGCGGUCCCUAUAGUGCCGGUGCGUGACCGGGGUGGUGUGCGCGUUGCAGGUUUGCAGCGGCCUCGGGCGGCACCUUCCGCUCUCGGGCCUUUACCAGCUCCUCCUACAACCACUGUUCCGGUUUCCUCACCGGCUACUGUUAGUUCUGUAGUAAUGUCUAUGGCAGCCGAGAGCAGCGAACGUUUACGAAUCCGUCUGCCUCGUCGACCGCGAGCUGCCUCAACUUCAGCAGCACCGCCGCGGCCAGAACGGGCAAGAACCCGAAGCGGUAGUGAAGUGGGAACAUCGCGAAAGUCGGAGUGGAUCGACUUUUCAGAGGUGCCGGAGCGACGCAAACAGCCAAAACGAAUACAAACACUACCAAGUGGUACGAGGGAGCCCGUCGUGUUCAGUUACGUGCCGCCCGAGCAUUGCCGCUGCGAAUGUCACACUCAUCCACCAGAUCACGAGCACCCGACAUCGCCACAUGACGACGAGCUGCCCUUGCUGCAACACGAUGCACAACUCAUUACAAUUAGCACGUCAUCAGCGGAGUGUGAUGCGGAGGAACCACCUACACAUACACAUAGGUUGGAUCUGCACAUAGCACCUUUCACCGCUGACUUCGAUCUUCACAACCACGAUGACCAUAUCGUAAGUUAUGCGUAUACGUAA
Molecule: messenger RNA, 3252 nt
Organism: Leptosia nina
Lineage: Eukaryota; Metazoa; Arthropoda; Insecta; Lepidoptera; Pieridae
Source: the annotation of a GenBank genome assembly